Messenger RNA from Ostrinia furnacalis (Asian corn borer), 2129 nucleotides. It is a transcript of the gene wda, whose product is annotated as will decrease acetylation. Gene Ontology annotation, molecular function: protein binding. Bases 118 to 2082 code for a protein of 654 amino acids. NCBI's taxonomy places the organism in Eukaryota, Metazoa, Arthropoda, Insecta, Lepidoptera, Crambidae. The transcript is spliced from 12 exons. The record is from RefSeq and is a predicted model, not a curated record.
CAACUGUCAAAUUUAUUUAGCAAAAGCAAAAAUAUUUUUUGCAAUAUUUUUCUGAGGGACAAGAAAAGGUAAAAAAGUGAGAUCCAAUAUAAUAAAACUAUUGAUUUCUUCAAAUCAAUGUCUUUGAUAAAAAAGACUCGAAAUGAUGCAGUCAAAGCUGCAGUUACUUCAUACCUUGAACGUCGAAAUUACCCGGACCUCGAUUUGUUUAGUAGCAAUAAUUCAUUGAAUAGAAGCGCUGAACAAAUGGCAGUCGCCACAAUAGUACAGUGUGAAUCCAGCAGAGCAAAUUCCAUCUUGUUCUCUUGCAUCAAUAGUGAUCCUGGCCAGUAUGAUGUUCAGUACACAAAAUUAGUAAACUUCAUCAAAGAGAUAAAUGUGGAGAAAGUUAAAAAUGAAUUACUUGGCUUACUAUGUCCGUUGCUCUGCCAUCUCUACCUUGAGAUGCUGAGGGGAGGCCAUGGUGGUCAAGCUCAAAUGUUUCUCAAAAGGCACUCAGCCACAUUGCCCCAAAAAGACCUCUCCUACCAUCAACCAAUAGAUGGCAACCUUCCCUCUGCUUUAUACCGGCCCAACAGUUUAGAACAACUGUUCAAUUCGUUGCAAAAUGGCACAAUUGAUAAUGAAACUCCUGAGAAAGAUUUCAUGAAUCAAAUACUCGAUGAUAUUGGUUCUAUUUACACAUUACAAGAAGUAGAAACAAGGCCUUCUAUUGCUGCAUUUAGAUCAUGCAAAUACGAUAUUUACCUGUCUCAAGAUGCUCUCAACAUGCUCAAAAGCUAUUUGGCCAAGCAAGGGCAUGUCUUAUUGAUACAAGUACUGCAGACUUGGUUUCACAUUGAUAUAAAUAGUGACACCAAUAAAAAGAAUUCAGAUGAUGAAGAUCAAAUGGAAGAAGAAAUAAAUGCCACAAGAAUGAAUACAGAAGAGAAAGUUCCUGAUGUAAAUGACAUAUUCUCAAAAUGUAAUGGCCACACAGAAUACCCAAUUGUUGAUAAAGAAUUAAGAGAAUUGCAAGAUGCUAUAAGGGGGGUAAGAGAGUCCAUGGCGCCACUUAAACUUUAUAAAGUAGCUGCACCUGAUUCUCACUUAAUAUGUGCUACGACAGAUCUGAACUGCAAUUUGCUAUGUGGUGGCUUUAGCAACUCAGAAAUUAGGAUAUGGGACCUUGGACAAAAUAAUGUGAAGCGCAUAGUGAACCGCAAUAUAUCAGAGUUUGAAUUAGCCUGUUUUGUUCCACCUGAACCUACACCUGAGGAUAACACUUUACAAGUGAACACAGGGCAGCCUCUUAGAGGUCACACGGGUCCCAUCCAAGCGGUGAAGGUGCUAGCUCAGGAGCAAUUGAUCCUGUCUGUCUCGCAUGAUAACACGAUGAGAGCGUGGCGACUUUUCGACUACUCUUGCGCAUCUGUUUACAGGGGCCACAACUAUCCAAUUUGGUGCAUGGAUAUUGCAGAAAAUUCACCAUUCAUAGUAACAGGAUCUCACGACAGAACUGCGAAGCUUUGGUCCCUAGAUAGAACAUUCCCAGUCAGGGUAUUUGUGGGGCACAAUUCCGAUGUCACGGCCGUAAAGUUCCACCCAAAUGAGGCGUACAUAGCGACAGGUGGGGCAGACCGCUCCGUGCGUCUAUGGACCGUGUGCGACGCGCGUCUAGUGCGGGUGUUAUGGGGACACCGUGGCGUGGUGCGAGCGCUCGCAUUCGCACCGUCUGGCGACUACCUCGCCAGCGCUGGUGAUGAUAAGAAAAUAAAGAUAUGGGAUUUAGGAACUUGCACCAGUGUGCAUGAACACAGGGGACACCAUGGAAAGAUCACUGCCCUCGACUGGUCAGCUGUGGGGAAAGCCAGUCUUACAAACAGAGUCCAGUCUGAUCCAAGUGAUUUGUCCAUAGAGAAUUCACUUCUCUGCUCUGCUGGAAUGGAUGGAGUAGUCAAAGUUCUAUGGGACAAUCAUCCUAAAAACAAACAAGUAUCCAGCCAAGAUGUGCAGUCUGCAACUUACAACACAAAAUGCUCAUAUCUGGUAGAUGUACAAGUCCAUCCUGACUGGGUGGUCGCGAUUGGAACAAAAAGAUAAACAUACUGUCACAACUUUAAUAUGUAUUAAAAUAAGUUCAAUAUUUA